Penicillium olsonii is the source of this 1371-nucleotide messenger RNA. The record is from the annotation of a GenBank genome assembly. Lineage: Eukaryota; Fungi; Ascomycota; Eurotiomycetes; Eurotiales; Aspergillaceae.
AUGUGCAUUUACGUCCUUGGAUGUAUUGUAUCUGACUACUUCUCUAGGAUCUCAGUUGCAAAUUUCGUCCUUUUGGUCUUUCUCGCUCUUCGAAACACGCCUCUAGCCCCACUAUCUGGAUCAUCGUACGAAAAGCUUCGCCCACUGCAUAAAACCGCUGGCCACACAUGCAUUGUCACCAGUCUUAUACAUGGGAUCACAUAUGCGACAGCCUGGUCCCAAGCCGGGCACCUUCACAAAUUCCGAGAGCUGGAGUAUCUGGCUGGGGGAAUUGCAGGACUAGCAAUGGUGGUCAUUGGGGCUUCCACCUUUACCUGGUUUGUCCGUCGAUCAUAUGAAGUAUUCUAUUUCAUACACUUGGCUUUGUUCAUUUUGAUCAUUAUCAUGGUCGCCCUUCACCGUCCCAAGAUCUCGACGAAAAGUGUCACUAUUAUCAUAUUCAUCGCAUGCGCAUGGAGUUUGGAUCGGCUGUUCCGUCUCGCAAAGAUCUGUUGGAACUUUUACGGCAACUAUGCCAGUAUUACCCCAAUGUCUGACGGAGCAGUCAGGGUGAAGCUCAGCCGCGAUUUGAAGUGUAAGCCUGGGUCUCAUGCCUUCUUGUGGAUACCAUCCCUUCGACUCUUCGAGACUCAUCCAUUCACAUUGGUCUGCAAUGAGCCAGCUGAGUUUCUCAUUCGCCCUUAUGAUGGCUUCACAUCGGAUCUGCUUAAAGCUGCUCAGAGGCAGCCUGGAAAGAAGUUGCGGUGCUCUUUGGAUGGUGCAUAUGGCCAGAUCCCGAGUUUCAUGGACUUCGACAGUGUUGUUCUUGUAGCUGGUGGAAGUGGAGCCAGCUUCACCUUUUCCAUUGCUCUUGAUCUCAUCAAGCAAUUAUCAUGCAACGAGACUUCAAAACGUAUUGACUUUGUGUGGGCAGUCAAGUCUCAAGCCUCGCUAGAGUGGUUUGGGAAGGAGCUCCAGGAGCUCCGUGAAAGCGGAAAGGUCAACUUGCACAUAUACGUGACCCAAGGAGACCUUGAAAAGUCGAUAGAGGUUGAAAGUCUGCAUGCGGCGGAUGGUUCAUCCUCCGAGUCAAGCGUUCCGGACCCCGAAAAAGGAUUCUCCAUCAACGAAGCUUCGACAAAAGAUGAUCUUCAAGGUAUCCGCAAAGGGCGACCGGAUCUCGAAGCCCAUAUUGCUAGUCUCAUUGAGCCUUGCGCUGCGGAAUCACAUAUAGGAGUAGGUGCAUGUGGACCGGCAAAUAUGCUAAACAUCACAAGAAAAGCGCUGUCUCGCAGCAUCUACGACAGUGGACCGUCCAUCAGUUUCCAUACUGAAGUGAGUCAUAUGGAAUUCCAAUUCUGGGAGGUCGAGUCCGGUUGGUGCAAUGGCUAA